UUAAAACAGUUCACUUUCAGUUCUGGAGACUUAUUACUACUACAAAGUUGUUUUGACUGGUAUGUGGAUGUUUGUCUGAGAAUUGCCAAGAUGUCCUCCAGUAAUACUUCAGUCUAUGACUACUAUGAAUCAGACCCGGAUUUGCUUGAAAUAAAAAACCAGAAUAAUUUUGUAAACACAAUCCGAAUGCUAUACAUCAUUGGAUAUCUUAUCAUCUGCACCCUCGGCCUGGUUCUCAACUUAUUAACCAUUAUUGCAGGCAGCUGGUACUGCAAGUCUGACACUGCUAAGUGGAUCAUUGCAUUAGCUGUGACCCAUUUGAUCUGCUCUGCAUUUCUGCCAUUGCAGAUUCUCUACAGCUGGUACCACUUCAACUGGCACCAUGGCGCAGCUCUGUGCAAACUUUCCUCCUAUGUAUUUUAUGUCAGCAUGUUUUCAUCAGCAGCUAUACUGACUCUACAUAGCGUCACUGAUGGGAUUGAAUGCAGAAUAUCAAAGUGCAUGCCAUUCCACCAUUCAUCAGGGGUCCUGGUGAUGAUUUUGUGCUCCUGGAUAUUUGCAAUGUUCCUAGGCAUCCCAUCUUUGUACUUCAGAGGACUUCAAUACACAACGCUGGGGGAGGAGUGCAUCAAUACUUAUGAUCAUACAACACAAACCAUAAUAGGCUGCUAUAGGUUCUUACUUGGGAUUUUGAUUCCUGCAGUUAUGAUUGGCAUCUGUUGUUGCUGUAAAAGUAUUCGCAUGGAAAAAAAAUUGACGAAAAUCUUUGGUUUGAUAAAAGUGGCUUACUUUGUGUGCUGGACUCCCCUGUUAUUUAUAGGGCUCCUGCAGAACAAUCCAGAAUUUGUUUCUGAUUUCUCAUAUAGAGAUCCUGUAGUUACUGUACUGGCUGCAGCCCACUGCUGUGUCAACCCAGUGAUCUAUCUUUUGGUGAGUCUAGAUUUUAAAAUGCAGUGGGUGAGGCAAGCACAAUCUGAGCAAUCAUCCAACAGUUAUAUCUGAUGCCUAGAUAACUACAGACUGUAUACACUGUACAUUUGCUAUUAUUCCAUAUGCAUUUAUUCUGUGCUCAUGCUUAUGCAUAUACAGUAAUAAAAGAUAUAUAUAGAUGCAUAUGCUUCAUAAUAAUAACAAUACUAAUUAUUAAAACUAAUAAUAAUACUUAUAAUCAUAUCAUGCAUAAAGAUGAUGUGAAAGUAGCUUUCAAAAAAUUGUAAAUGUUUUCCGUUUUUUUUUCAUAAUAUAAACUAACACUUUUAAUAGUGUAGUCCAAAUACAUUGAAGUGAACUGAACUAAAUACAAGAUCCAAACUUAAACCAAAAGAAGAUUUUGGUUUAGAUUUAUGUUAUUUUUUACCAUCAACAUUUGUUUUUGUGAAUAUUAUGAGGCAUAAACCCAGCAAAUGGAGAUUGAGGAAUAUGUUUUCAUAAAUAAAAUAUUAUGCACUUAGAAUUAUGUACUAAGAAUAUAACAGUAUAUACAUUAUUAUUAUACUUUUUUUAAGCAACGUCACUGACUACAGUAUGUUGCAUAAUGUAGAGCUCUUCCUGAGAAAUCUGAAUUCCUACGAAUGAAACUGCACUGUGCAGGAAGCAAGAAAACACUUCAUUAUUAAAAAAAAAAACACAUGCACAUACAUGUCAGAACAAGGGGGAGAGAGAGAGAGAGAGAGAGAGAGAGAGAGAGAGAGAGAGAGAGAGAGAGACUGUUUGUGGUAAUAAUUAACGAACAGGAGUUAGUUUGUGUGACACUCACAGCUCAUGUUCUGAGUAAAGGAAUGUUUUGCAUUUGGCUUAAAGGCCAAUUUUUUGGGGGGAUUUGACUUUUUAGCUUCGCAGAUGUUUCCUGACCAAUGUUUAAUGUUAAACACACCUAUUCUCUUGUCUUCCUCCACUUGCACAUGUCUACUGUGAGAAAUCAAGAAAAUAGGUCUAUAAAGUCUAUAUUUGCCUGAACAAAAAAGCUUUUGCUUUUUACAAGAACCAACCAAUCAAACAAAAGAAAGGUUUGCAAUUUUCCAUAUACAACGAGGAGCCUUUAAUUUUGUUCUAAAAUAAACCUUGUUGUGGUCAGUAAAUUGCCAUAAAUGAUUGUACCAACGAUGUAUCAGAUAUGAUACAAAUAUGUAUAAUCAUAUAAGACUUUAAACACUUCAAUAUAAAGUAAAAAAAAUAAAAUCUUCUGUCAAUUAAGUCAUGCUUUAUAGGGUUAGGUUUGACUACAAUGACGAUAGACGAGACUUUUCACUUCUUUCUGGUGCAGUUCUUAUGUUGUUAUAAUGAUAUUCUUAAGCAUAGAUGCACUGAUAUAUUGUUGUUCUUUAACAGUUAUUUCCAGCAUGUUUGAACUUGACCUGGUAGUACAGAAAGUGUCACAGUCAGAUUCUGCCUGCUUUCGUAGAAAGAGGAUAAAAUUCUAAAGAGCCUCAAGAUUUGAAUCUAAUUUUUAUGCAAGAUGUAAGUCGACAUCACUUGAUUUUGGAGUUCAAUUGCAUACCAUGGAAACUGUGAAGGAUAAAGCAUUUUUGUUUGCUUUAGUCGAAUAUCUAGAUCAAACAAUAAGUAAUGAAGGUUGAUAAGAUAAGACAUACAAUGUGUAACUUGUUUUAAAGCUUACUUACUGCGGUCAGAGCAGAAGAGUGGGAUUUUUAUUAUUCUCCCUACAAACUGUGAACAGUUCACUUUCAAAUUUGCAGGCUCAUUACUACUACCAUGUACUACAGUAAUAAUAAUAAUACAAAAUAAUCAGUAUUUUAUCAUUAAAGAAAUAAUAAUGUAAAUAAUGUAAAUAAUAUAAUUAAUUAAUAAUUAAACAGAAGUACUAAUAGAAAUAACAGAAAUACUAUUUAUGCCAAUACAUGCUUGUUGUAGUAGCUGCAGUGUAAAUGAAUAAAACCUUAGUUAAGCAUGAACAUUUACUAUUGCAUAAUACUAUCAAUAUUAUUGAUAUAACCUUGUGUUGUUAUAUUUUGUACUAAAAAUAAAAGGUAAUGAUAAA
This is a messenger RNA of Tachysurus vachellii, 2998 nucleotides long. Its product is annotated as chemerin-like receptor 1. The coding region runs from base 91 to 1002 and encodes 303 amino acids. Lineage: Eukaryota; Metazoa; Chordata; Actinopteri; Siluriformes; Bagridae. The transcript is spliced from 2 exons. Gene Ontology annotation, molecular function: G protein-coupled receptor activity; complement receptor activity. Gene Ontology annotation, biological process: regulation of calcium-mediated signaling; phospholipase C-activating G protein-coupled receptor signaling pathway; complement receptor mediated signaling pathway. Gene Ontology annotation, cellular component: plasma membrane. The record is from RefSeq and is a predicted model, not a curated record.